Anopheles stephensi (Asian malaria mosquito) is the source of this 2077-nucleotide messenger RNA. RefSeq names its product chitinase-like protein Idgf4. NCBI's taxonomy places the organism in Eukaryota, Metazoa, Arthropoda, Insecta, Diptera, Culicidae. Gene Ontology annotation, biological process: carbohydrate metabolic process; chitin catabolic process. The record is from RefSeq and is a predicted model, not a curated record. Gene Ontology annotation, molecular function: chitin binding. Gene Ontology annotation, cellular component: extracellular region. The coding region runs from base 558 to 1898 and encodes 446 amino acids. The transcript has 2 exons.
AAGGUAAAUAAGCAUCAAGAAGAGUUCGACACGAUCGCGAUCUAUCGUCUGAUGAGAUCUUGUCAAGGCGGGUUGUAGCACUAUAAAUCAUCGUAAGGUCGAACUAGUUUCGAACCGGGGUCAUCGGGGAUCGGGAGAAGACGAAACAUAAAUCAUCACAAAACAAAUGAAAUUAGACAAAUCCAGUUUUUAAGAUAGAAACCGGUCCGGCAAAUUGAAUUGAUUGGAAGAAGAAGAAGAAGAGGAAGCUCAAGAGGACUCUCUGGAACUCUCGAUUUUGGUGUGCAUCAGUGGCUUUGCCUGCUGCUCGUUAAUCUCAGACAGUGAGUGAUCGAGUGAGAGUGAAGCGAUCACUCAUCGAGAGUGUUUUAGGACACGAUAGGGACACACCAACACUGUCGUGCGUUUGUGCAGCAUCCCGCGACUCACCAGCGCUCGUGUCGUUAUAAGAGCUGAUCUGAACCGGGCCGUUCGUAUCAGUUUUCUGUCCGAAGUCGUCGUGGAAGCUGCUAGAAACAUCUAUCCGUGUGUCUGAGUUCUGCGAGUAGCUGGCAAAUAUGUGGUCGAUGAGGCUAGGCGUCCUAGCGCUGGUGCUGGCAUUGUUUGGAGUGUCCGGCACACAGGCACAAAAUGCUACCACGGGGCCGAAGGUGCUUUGCUACUACAAUGGCAACAAUUCGCUGGCAGAAGGUCUAGGUAAAGUGACCGUGUCCGAUAUUGAGCUAGCGCUGCCGUUCUGUACCCAUCUUAUCUACGGCUAUGCCCGAGUGCACCCCGAAACCUACCGACUGUCUGCGCUGAACGAUGAUCUUGAUCUGGACUCGGGCAAGAGCCACUAUCGCGCAGUGACGACCCUGAAAAAGCGUUACCCCGGGCUGAAAGUGUUCCUGAGCGUCGGUAACUAUUACGAUGUGGGCGAAGAGAAGCCGUUCGAGAAGUAUCUGACGCUGCUGGAAUCGGGCGGAUCGCGUACGGCGUUCGUGAACAGUGCGUACUCGCUGCUGAAGACGUACGACUUUGAUGGGCUCGAUCUGGCCUGGCAGUUCCCACAGACGAAACCGAAACGUAUUCGCGGAUUCACCGGUAAGCUGUGGCAUGGGUUCAAGAAGCUGUUCACCGGGGACAGCAUCCUCGAUCCGAAGGCGGACGAGCAUCGGGAAGAGUUUACGGCGCUGGUGCGUGAUCUGAAGAAUGCGUUCGCGCACGAUAAGUUCCAGAUUGGGUUCACGCAGCUCCCGCACGUGAAUCAGACCAUUUUCCUGGACAUUCCCCUCUUGAAGGAUAACGUUGACUACGUGAACAUUGCGGCGUACGAUCAGCAAACACCGGAGCGUAACCCGAAGGAGGGAGACUAUACGGCACCGAUCUACGAACCGAGUGAGCGCGUCAAGGGUAACAAUGUGGACGAUAAGGUGAAGGCCUGGCAUUCGCAGGGCACCUCACUGGACAAGAUCGUCGUCGGUAUUGCGACGUACGGACGUGGCUGGCGGCUUACGGGUGACUCGGGCAUUACCGGCGUUCCACCGAUUCCUGCCGAUGGUCCAUCUCCGGCCGGACCGUACACCAACAUUCCCGGGUUCUAUAGUUUUGGUGAGGUGUGUGCUAAGCUACCCAACCCGGGCAAUGCUAAUCUGAAGGGUGCCGAGUAUCCGUUGCGCAAGAUCAACGAUCCGACGAAACGAUUCGGUCCGUACGCGUUCCGUAUUCCGGAUGAGAACGAUGAGCACGGUAUUUGGCUGUCGUACGAGGACCCGGAGAGUGCCGGCAAUAAGGCGGCGUACGUGAAGGCGAAGGGAUUGGGCGGUAUUUCGAUCAACGAUCUGGGGUUGGAUGAUUUCCGUGGCACGUGCUCUGGCGAUAAGUUCCCAAUACUGCGGGCGGCCAAGUAUCGGCUGUGAGAAGGAGGACGAUAGGAGGACUCCAAGUCCCAGCUGGUAGUACGCGCUGUCGUGUGUAGCUUUAAGAAGGAUUGUAUGACAGAUUUCUAUCACAAAGACAUGACAAAGCUGGGACAGCUUGUUAUUUUACGUUUGAAUAAAAAGGUUAAUAUUGAUCCAUGUUAGUUGGGUGAAUCAGA